Molecule: messenger RNA, 1421 nt
Organism: Hypoxylon trugodes
Lineage: Eukaryota; Fungi; Ascomycota; Sordariomycetes; Xylariales; Hypoxylaceae
Exons: 3
Coding region: 1-903 (300 amino acids)
Biological process (GO): mycotoxin biosynthetic process
Source: RefSeq, a predicted model, not a curated record
AUGGAGGGUCAAAAUGAAGAGGCGGAAGGCCUGUUGAGUGAAAAACCAACGCCCUCGAAGGGCUCUAGCCGACAACGCCUGUACACAAGCGCUGCUAUACUUAUAACCAUUUUCAAUGUUAUUUUGUUCGCAAUUUCGAUCGCGCUUUUCUCUGCGUCGGGGAGCAAAAAGGCCCUGCUCAAUCAUGAGUUGCGACAAGCAUCUACCUACAGUCCCGUGUUCGAUGGGAUAGACUUGGAGAUGAAGCCGCGAGUGGUUCAGGGAACGCUAUUUCCAGCAAAGGAGGGCGCUUCUAUAGCGCGGGAGCUACCGAAUAAGGAGGCCGACGAGUUAUGGCACGAAUGGGAGCUAAGUCGCUUUUACCCUCUGACACGAGAUGAUAUCUUGCGGAUGGGGAAAGACCCGUCCACGGUAACGAAACUCGAGGAUCCGGAGUGGGGACUGGGCGACGAUGCCUACGUUGGGGCCUUCGAUGUAUACCACCAAAUCCAUUGCCUUAACACGCUUCGACAGAACGCUUAUCGCGGUUAUUACCACAUCACCACCCGAAACCAUUCAGUCAUGGGCUUGCCUGAGAUCCACGUCAAUCACUGUGUCGAUAUCCUCCUACAGGCGCUGCAGUGCAGCGGCAACGUGAAUUUUAUGACGUACCACUGGGUUGCGGGACAGGAAUAUCCACAACCCGACAUGUCGAUAAAUCGGCAAUGCAUGAACUUCGAGAAGCUCACCAGGUUCCGGAAAGAGAACGGUCUUGACCUAGACAAAUACGUCCAGAUCAUGAAGAAGUCGCGACAUCCUGGCGUCAAGGAACGACAUCAAAGUGACUCAUAUUAUUUUUGGUAUAACGAGACAAAUCCCAAUCAUAUUGGCGGGGCAAACCCGGGCGAGGACUUUAACAUGUAGAGGAGCUAAUUUUGACAGCAUAAAAGAGUGCUCAGCAUGUACAAUGAGCACAAGCCAUGAACGAAGCUCGAUCUUAAAAGCCAGAACAAUGCGAAAUAACCCUCGUAGGGUGGUAACUCUUAAAUAUCGUCAUUUAAUCGAUUUCCUCAAUUGUUCGGGCGUUUUCUUCAAUUCGUGUGUCGUUUUCAAUCUCGUCCAUCCUCGAAACAAAUUCAUCUUGGAGCCUCUUAAGAUAACUGCCCAAUGCAGCGUCAUCCAUCUCCGAUUCUCGCAAUUGAAGAAGAGUAUCGUGCAGGUUCAAGAUUAGUUUUCGACGUCGAAGCAGUUUCCUGGAUUGCGAAGUUUGCUUUUUCCUCUCGAUUUCUUCUGCGAGCGUCUUCGAAACGUCUUCUGCAACUUCAAUGAAUCGUUCUGGAAAUCCAAUAGCACGCGCGAGGUUCAGCCCGUAAUGUUCCUCUUGAACUGGCCCGGAGGUGAUCUUGUACAACAUUGUCAUCUUUGGGCUCUCGCCUUCCAUG